AUGGCAUCCAACAAACCGAUAACAACAGCUUGUGACGCCUGUCGCCGGCGCAAGGUUAAAUGCGACGGCCAGCAGCCAUGUGGACGAUGCCGGGAUGCUGAAAUCUCCUGUCGGACGACAAGUGUCCGCCGCAAAAAGGGUCGCCAAGGGGCCACCGCGACCGUUCUCCAUGAACUCCGCAAGGCUCCAGCACCAGUUGCUCAAGUCCAAUCAGUACCGUCGCCCCAGCCGACGGUUAUAUCAGACCCCUUCAUCCGUCAGCCUGGGCUUCUACAUCCAUCAGUGGUGCAGAGCUGCGCGGAGUACUUCUUCCCGCGCAUGCUCGGGACAGUCCCGAUCCUGGUCCCGACCACGUUCCAGGAUCACGUCGCUCGCAUCGAGGAGUCUCUGCACUCAUACUGCCUGGUAACGGCUUUUUGUGCCUUUGUAUUUGCGCAGACGGGGUAUGUGUCUUGGCUGAACGCCGGUAAUCAGUCGGCCUCGCUUGGGAGACUGUUGCUGGACGAGGCCAUGGCUGCCCGUCGCCAUCUUGAUCUUUUUUCAGCGUCGACUCGUCAAGGAAUCACAAUUUCAUUCUUGCUCUACGGUUGCCAGAUUGGCAUGGGAAACCAGCGGCAGGCGUAUUACUUCUUGCGGGAAGCAACGACUCUAUAUACGGCGGGCAUGCUGGAUCCGGCUGAUGCCGACGACGAAGACGCCGGGAACCUCUUUUGGCUAUUAUUGAUCUCGGAGAGAGCGCACGCCAUCCGAAGACAUCGUCCGAUCACGCUACAGGUCACCCGCGACAGUCCAAUCCUUUGUGAUACUCGGUCCGACGCAUUCAGUCUGGGCUUCCGCUGCCUUGCGGAGCUCUACAGACCCUUCGAUCAGACAUUCCUCAGCCGCUGGAACGGAACCGACUCCUCCGCGACAACAGAGCAGCUCAUCCAACUUGAGGACCACCUCCUGCAAGCCGUUCCGGCCGACGUUGAGCUUCCCGACAUCGUCCUCGCCGACCUUCGUGUCUCGCAACAGUGGCUCCGCACCAUGAUCUGGCAACUUGCCACCUCAGCUGGCUUUCUGUCGAGCACGCCGUCGCGUCCGUGUCUGGGCUUCGCCUAUCCACUCCAGAUCGCGCGAGACCUGUCGCUGGCGACGUGGAAACUAUCGAAAGAGAGCUUGGAAACGCACGGCAUUGGAUUGGCUGAGAAAAUCUUCGAGAUAACAUGCACCCUCACAGACGUCAUGGCCUGCAUGACCUCCGCUGGGCUCCGGUCGUCCAGCUUUGACCUUGGCCCUCAGGACUACCUCAAGCACCUAUGUACACUUAUUCACAGCCUGCCGGGUGGUGAGACCAAGUUCCUCCCCCUGCUCCUGGCGAAGAUCAGCCAGACGCUACCGUCUAUGCUGACGCCUGUCACCCGCCAUCUCAGUUUGCCCUCUUGCAUGGCCGAGCAAGUGUCGGUGUCGCCAAAUGUCGGCAUCGGCUCUCCAGUGAGUCAUCGGGAUGACUGGAGUAAAGCGCUGAAUUGGGCUGAAAUGAGCCGCAUCGGGGAUCGGACACCUGAAGCUAGGCGGGGUGCUUGA
Molecule: messenger RNA, 1566 nt
Organism: Aspergillus nidulans FGSC A4
Lineage: Eukaryota; Fungi; Ascomycota; Eurotiomycetes; Eurotiales; Aspergillaceae
Product: Zn(II)2Cys6 transcription factor domain-containing protein
Exons: 3
Coding region: 1-1566 (521 amino acids)
Biological process (GO): regulation of DNA-templated transcription; regulation of transcription by RNA polymerase II; DNA-templated transcription
Cellular component (GO): nucleus
Molecular function (GO): zinc ion binding; DNA binding; DNA-binding transcription factor activity, RNA polymerase II-specific
Source: RefSeq, a predicted model, not a curated record